Molecule: messenger RNA, 739 nt
Organism: Colletotrichum acutatum
Lineage: Eukaryota; Fungi; Ascomycota; Sordariomycetes; Glomerellales; Glomerellaceae
Exons: 2
Coding region: 1-615 (204 amino acids)
Source: RefSeq, a predicted model, not a curated record
AUGCCUUCCAUCAGUCUUUACCUUUUUCUCGCUCAUACCUUGAACACGAGCCUCACAGCCAACCCAGUCCCCAUCACCAACCACACCUCCCACCCCGACAUCUCCCCACGAUCCUACUUCACCCCCGUUCGCGAACCCGAAAUGCACCCAGUCCAAUGCCACGACGAAGCCGACUUCCGCGGGCACGCCGACAUCGAACCCAAAUUGUUCUUCGAAGGCGUCUACAAUUUCGGCGUCUACAAGUUCUGCCAACAGCGCUACGCCACGACGCAGGUCCUCGACGCGACCGACGACCCGUCGAACCCCGCCUACCACGACGGCGACGGCCGCCUGGCCCGCAACGCGAGCUGGCGCUACCGGGACUGGCACGGCGUCAACCACGACUUUAGAGUUUGGUGGGAGGCGGGCUGCAGGGUCACCGUCGGGAAACAGAGCGUGCGGCGCCCGUUGGGGGAGGAGGGGGGUCCCGUGUGGACGCCGGGGUGUUAUGAGAUCAUUGGGUCUACGCAUUAUGAGUGUAAAGGCAACGGCGGUGUCGGUGGAAGGAAGAAAGUCGGUUGUCUCAUUUACGAGUAUAAAGGGGGAAAGGGAGAUAACGACGAUCCAGCGUCUUGAUGAAGAGUCGAACUUCAUGUUGCAGAACGAAGGCCACGACGGGGCAUGCGAUCUUCCAAAGAUGGCUGAGUCUUACGGACUCUUGUGGAGAGAUUAUCUGCGAGAUAAGGAUAUAGUUGACAGC